Girardinichthys multiradiatus is the source of this 4067-nucleotide messenger RNA. RefSeq names its product branched chain ketoacid dehydrogenase kinase (gene bckdk). Gene Ontology annotation, cellular component: mitochondrion. Gene Ontology annotation, molecular function: pyruvate dehydrogenase (acetyl-transferring) kinase activity. The transcript is spliced from 11 exons. NCBI's taxonomy places the organism in Eukaryota, Metazoa, Chordata, Actinopteri, Cyprinodontiformes, Goodeidae. The record is from RefSeq and is a predicted model, not a curated record. Gene Ontology annotation, biological process: regulation of glucose metabolic process; protein phosphorylation. The coding region runs from base 165 to 1454 and encodes 429 amino acids.
ACCAAUAAGCACAAAGGCCUUCCUGUACGCUGUCUCUACUGUAUUGGGAUCAGAUGGCUUUGUGCGCAACAACGACACAAAGCUAAUGGACUCAUAGCAGCUGCAGAAUUCAGUUUUUCUGUACCGGUAACGGGCCAGCCCUGUUCGCGCUCACAGGUCGUCAAAUGCGACCGGGAUUGGUAGGCAUAGCGACGGAGAUGCUGAGCGGUGUCACCGGCAGGGCCAGGCCGAGGCUCGGGAGCCUCUUCCUGGCGCCCGCAACCAAAACAUUACCGGCUCUGCAGUCAGGCAUCGAGAAUCACAGAUUCCGGUCUACAUCAUCUGCGCAGGGUUUCUCAGAACUGGCAAGAGAGCGGUCGAAGACUGUCACUUCGUUUUACAACCAGUCUGCCAUUGAUGUUUCGGCGGAGAAGGCUUCGGUGCGACUGACCUUAGCGACCCUCUUGUAUUCUGGGAAGUCUCCUGAUGGACACCACAUCCUGAGCAGUGCCAAGUAUCUUCACAAGGAGCUGCCUGUGCGGAUCGCCCAUCGCAUCAAGGGCUUCCGCAGUCUGCCCUUCAUCAUCGGCUGCAACCCCACCGUUCUUCAAGUGCAUGAACUGUAUAUCAGAGCCUACCACAUGGUCAGCGACUUUCCCCAGAUCAAGGAUCAGGAAGCCGAGGCUCGGUUCUGUAAGCUGGUGCAGCAGCUGCUGGAUGACCAUAAAGAUGUGGUCACCAUGCUGGCUCAGGGCUUCAGGGAGUGUCGCAGACACAUCCAGGAUGAGACCAUCAUCAGGAACUUCUUGGAUACAACACUGUGCUCUCGUCUGGGAAUCCGAAUGUUAGCCACACACCACCUUGCUUUUCAUGAAGAUAACUCGGAUUUUGUGGGCAUCAUAUGCAGACGCCUGUCCCCUAAGAAGAUCAUCGAGAAGUGGGUGGACUUUUCCAGACGUUUGUGUGAACACCAGUACGGUAACUCUCCGAGGGUCCGGAUCAACGGACACGUCGCGGCCCGUUUCCCCUUCAUCCCUCUGCCUCUGGACUACAUCCUGCCAGAGCUUCUUAAGAACGCCAUGAGAGCCACCAUGGAAAGCCACCUGGAUACUCCGUACAACGUGCCCGAUGUCGUCGUUACCAUCGCCAACAACGACAUUGACUUUGUCAUAAGGAUUUCAGACCGCGGAGGUGGCAUCCCUCACAAAAUAAUUGACAAGGUGAUGGACUACCACUUCAGCACUGCAGAGGAGAGCGUGCAGGACCCCCGCAUGAGCAACCUGUUCAACACCAUUACUAACAGUGGGAACCAAUCCAGCCCGAUGCAUGGGUUUGGUUUCGGCUUGCCCACAUCCAGGGCCUACGCAGAGUACCUCGGCGGCUCUCUGUCCAUACAGUCCAUGCAGGGCAUCGGCACAGAUGUUUACCUGCGUCUGCGCCACAUCGAUGGCAAAGGUGAAAGCUUCAGAGUGUAAAAGUCACUCUUUAAACCCUGUAGGUCCAAACAGAGGAAUCAGGUCAUGAAAGAGGGUUUUUUCCCUACAUAAAGGCAGACAGAGACGAGGUCAUAUGUCUGCUGAGUGGCAGCCUCCAGAUCACUGUCAGAUCUUUAUUUCGCCUUUGACUGAUUAUAAGCUAUGUUAGCUGUUGAUUUAAUCAUUUCAGUUGUCUUUCUUUUUCGUUUUGUACCCUGUGGCAUGUCGUCUCAAAGUUUUGGUAGGUAAUGAAUUUUUGAAUGUUUAGUUUAUUUGAAAAACAGCAUGAGAGAGAACAAGAAGAAGCUUCAUGUUUCAGGAGGCUCACAUUAAAGUUACUUGUCAGACGACCUCAUUUGACAGAUUUUUAAACGAUUAACGUUUCGAAACACUCCAAGCCUAUUGAGAUCUCCCUAAAGUGCACAAAGCUGCUCACAAGUUUAAUGGAUCAUUACCACGUUUAGUCUUUUGUCUUCAAAAUCUAAAGUUUACCACAGAAAAAUAUCGAAGUUUACGGCAGUAAACGAGUUCAGAUCAAGUGUCUUUGGAGGUCAGGGAGCUUUGUGUCUUCUGGUGUCAUCUUCAGAUUUGACAGCUUUAAAUAAAAUGCAUGUGGAACAUAAAUAUAAAACGGCCAAACCUCAAAAACCCAUGAGUAGCUUUCGAGUCUUUCUGCUUAAAAAAAAAAAUAAAAGAAACUCACCACACUGAACAUCUUUUAGUAUUUUUGUGGAGCAGAGAUGUUCAGCUGCCUUACUUUGCAACACCUUAGUUAAUGAUCCUGCAUGAUGCCUUCAUCAUUUCACACAGAUGUAAACUGUAUCACUCGAUCAUCAUCAAUUAGUAGAUUUUGUGUCAGUACUUGCCGCUCGCACCGAUCACAGCUGUUUUUGACAUUUUUUUGUAACGACUCACAAGCUAAUACACCAGAGAAGUGUUAAUUAACUUUGUUGUCUUUUUUUUUCUUUUUUAUUUAAAGGACUUUUGGUUGAAGUUUGCAGUCUAUGAGAGAGGUUUUCUAUUUGAUUGUGUUUAUAAAAAGCUAAACAGGGUUUCUUGCACUAUAAAACCUUCUCUGUCCUCAUUUUCAUUUAUUUAGUCAAUUAAGUUACAGUAACAGUUAUCUAAUAUUUCAUAUUCUUUGAAUUAAAAUUAGCACCUUCUGUGACAUAGAGUUUCCAGCUGGAGAGAAGUGCACACACCUCCAAACUGGGCAUGUGGAGCCCAAUUGAAAUUAGGACCUUUCCAGUCUCCUGUUCAUAGUUCAGAGAGUUUAUAAUGCAAUUUAAAUACAGUUGAACUACUACUUCAGAGUUCUGAGCCUUGAUGGGGUCAGUUUUGUGAGUCAGAUUCCCACAACUGGCCUUGCCUCAAUGCACAGAGAGGCAGUGAACCUGGUGAAGUACAAAGAGCUUUCCCUCACAUUAAAAUAGGAUUUUAGAAUUGGGUUUUCCGUUUUUCAAAUUUGCAGCAAUCUGGUGAUCUUCGACCUUAAAAUCCUGGAGACUGCAGAGUGGUUUUGAGCCAUUGUAAAGGUGAACUUCAGCACAUCGGUCUCUUUAUGAACCUAAUGGUCUCAGAGUUGGGGGGGAGGGGGUCCCAGAGAAAAAAACUUGAUGGCCAAGUUGUGUUCCUAAAUGCACAAUGGUUACAAAACCUUCCCCACUUUUAAGUCUUUAGUCAAAAAUGGUGAAAAAAUAACAGGACAAACGUCGAUUAAUGUGGUUUAGUAAUCUACAACAUAAUAAACCCUAUGAGCACUCCUACCAUUGUGAUGAACAUUCCCCAGUUUAGUGCAGUUGUUAUGCAGCAGAUCAGCCUGAAUGCUACAUUUUCUCUUCCAUGUAGCAUUGUUUUUGCAUUCAUUGUCAAUUUUUAAAUCUGAUUGGGCAUUAUCCAGUUUCUUCUUGGAUUUUUGCAGCUUUGCAUUUUUCAAUGCAGUUCAACAUUUUGUUUUAAAAAACUUUCCAUAUUAAAGCUUUACUUACUUUCUUUGGAUAGCAUGAAAGUAAUGAAAAAGAUGCUUCGAUAUUUUUGGAUAUCAUGCUGUCAGUGUUCGUGCGCUCUUGUAAGUUUACACAGAUUAAAAUGAAAUGUUGGCUUGUGAGGUGUUAAGAUCAAGUUAUUUUAUUUGUAAAAUUUAAACCUUUGCUUUCAUUUUUAAAAAGCUUAAAUAUUUAUUUCUCACCUGAUUGUUAAAAAGAGAAUCAGUACCUACAGAUCUUGGUUAAAAUGUCCAUAUGGACUGUUUUUAAUUAAACUCUGAAAGUCUUGGAAAUAGUGAAGGAAAAACGUAAAGUCAUGGUUGAUCAUCACCAUCUUUAUUCCAGAAUAUUGCUGGAACAAUGUUGAAGGGAGGUUAGAGAUUUUUAAUUUAAUAAUGCCAUAAAUGUGCACUGUUGCCCUCUGGUGGUCUGAAACAGUUAAGACACGGUUGAAACUUCUUUUUUGGAAUCAGUUACUAGAUUUUCAGACGACAAUAAAAAACGCUUAUUAUUAAUUAUCUGAAAACAUAUGCUGUCAUGAGGUGUUUUGUUAUCUGGACUAACGCUGGUUGCUAAUGAUUUUUGUUUUGUUCAAGAUUUUGUAGUAAUUAAAUUUUGCCAGUUUAAA